AAAUAAAAGAUAUCUAUUUUUAAAGUUUUAUGAAUUGUGGUAUAGAACUAUAAGCCAACAUACUAUUUUAGUAUUUGAUAAAUUCUAUUUGAGUAUUGCUAAAUAAUUAUAAAUUCAAAAUAAAAAAUCUUAUACAAAAGUGAAACAUCCGGUUCAGUCGAGUUGACCCGGUCCAAUCACGAUCCAAUAACGAUGCCGGUUCUGUAAUUGGUCCGGUUUUAAAAACAUAGGUUAUAAUUGAUAAUUUAGAAAAGAUUAACAGUAAAGGAGUUCAUUGCAUAAUCGGUUAAACAAGAAAAAAAAAAUUAAAAAAGAAAAAGAAAAAGAAAACAGAAUAACAGAAAAUCUUUUUUGAGUUUUGAACGUUGGGAUUUUGUGUUGAGGGGUUCCUCCUCUUAGUCUCUUACCAAUAGGAACAGUCAUCUCUCAUCCAAACUAUGUUUCUUCUUCCUUACAGACCAAAUUAAUAUACUUAUGCAAUUAUCUAUGAUCACAUAGAAACAUAUAUAUGCAGAGAAUUGCUGAUGAAGCUGAUUAUUUGAUUGGGUUUUUAGUAUAAAUUUCUGAAAAUCUUUGAAGGUUUCAUUUAUACUUUCUUAAAUACUCAACAAACAGUGUCAAGAAAUGGCUAAUAGAAAUAUGUCAUCAACCUGGUUGUCCAAGAAUGCAUCCUCAUCAGAACAUGAAUUGCCCCUGUCUUUAGACAGAGAACUUUGGGCUUCAAAAUCAGCAAAAAUAUCUUCCCUACUAAAAGGAAAUCCUAAAGAAAACAUAAACACUCUUCUUCAAGAUUUCUCUGCCAAUCCUGAAAUUAUUGAGCUCGUUGCAAGAUUCUGUCAUGGGUUUGAAAUAAAUUUAGCAUCUGAGAAUGUUAUUCCUCUUAUUUGCAUUGCUUACUAUUUGGAUAUGACAGAAACUCAUAGCAGUAAUAAUCUACUAAAGAAGGCUGUGACCUUGUUUGAACAAAAAGUUCUUCCAAAUUGGAAUGAAACAAUCAAAGCUUUUCGUUCUUUGAAUGGCAGUAUGCUUCAACAAGCAGCGCGAAUAGGUUUGCUCGAUGCUUGUUUAGAUUCUUUAGUCGAAAAAGCAAAGGCUAACCCUUGUCUUCUCGGAGAUCCAUUAAUAAUAAAAAAUUCUGAUGAGGAUAGUGGCGAUGAGAAGGAAGGAUAUAGACCAAAUGCAAGAAGAAGACUUUUUGUUGUUCUUGAUUGGAAAUCGGAGGAUUUAUCAACCUUGUCUCUUAAGCUAUAUCAGCCUGUAAUUCGCGCUAUGGUUGAACAAGGAGUUCAAUUACAGUAUGUGAUGGCCUCUCUCUGUCAAUACUUGGAGGAAUGGGUUUUCUCCAGUGGAGAUAACAUGUCAAUUUACAAAAGGAAUUGUCAAAGGGAUGUGAUUGAAGUAGUUGAAGGACUCUUGCCUACUGAGAAAGGACUAGUUCCUUGUACAUUGUUGUUUAAAAUGCUCAGGCAUGCAAUUUUGUUGGAAUCAAGCAAUGAUUGUAGAAAUGGACUGGAAAGUAGAAUUGGGAAGCAAUUAGACCACGCAACAGUGAGAGACUUAUUAAUACCUUCUCAAGGGUAUGCAAAGGAAAUGCAAUAUGAUAUAGAAUGUUUAAGGAGGAUUUUGAAGCAUUUUUAUAGCAACUAUACCUGUUCUGAAAAUUCAGGCCUAAUUGUAGUUGCAGAACUCAUUGAAGAUUUUUUAGUAGAAUUAGCAAGUGAUAUAGAUUUGAAGAUAGAUACAUUUAUCGCGUUUGCUGAGAUGUCAAUAGCCGUUUCAUCUGGAACACAAAAAAAUUCUGAUGGAAUAUAUAGGGCUAUUGACAUUUACCUUGACAAACACAGGUUUUUGACAGAACUAGAAAGAGAAGAGGUAUGCAAGAUAUUGGAUUGCCAUAAAAUGUCACCUGAAGCUUGGGAACACGCUGCGAAGAACGAAAGGCUGCCUUUAAGGUUUGUAGUGCAAGUAUUGUUUGUAGGACAGUUGCGACUGCAAGAGCACAAAGACACAGUGGAAAAGGAAGUUCAACUUCUUGAUGAAAAUUUGAGGAGAGAAGAAGAAGUAAGGAUUGAAAUGGAGAAAAUGAGCAUUAAAGUAAGGGAGUUAGAGAAAGAAUGCCUUAUAAUGAAGAAAGAAAUUGAGAAUAAUGGUUGCAGCAAUCACAAAAUGAUUAAAACAGGGAAGAUCAGUAUGUGGAAAGAAAUGAAGAGAAAAUUAGGGUGCAUUAGUAGCAUGAAUGAUUGUAAUUGCCAAGUGAAAAAGAAGAAAGUACUUCCAAAAUAAUAGCUCAUUAGAAUUUAUCAGAUUCAUCUUCUCCCAAUUUAUGUGUAUUCUGAAUACAUAUACUAUAUAUUUCUGCAAUUUUUCUUCGGUUAUGCUUCUUUA
Messenger RNA from Jatropha curcas, 2385 nucleotides. Its product is annotated as Phototropic-responsive NPH3 family protein. The record is from RefSeq and is a predicted model, not a curated record. NCBI's taxonomy places the organism in Eukaryota, Viridiplantae, Streptophyta, Magnoliopsida, Malpighiales, Euphorbiaceae.